Messenger RNA from Asterias rubens (European starfish), 2072 nucleotides. Its product is annotated as yrdC domain-containing protein, mitochondrial-like. Gene Ontology annotation, biological process: regulation of translational fidelity. The transcript has 5 exons. Gene Ontology annotation, molecular function: double-stranded RNA binding; nucleotidyltransferase activity; tRNA binding. NCBI's taxonomy places the organism in Eukaryota, Metazoa, Echinodermata, Asteroidea, Forcipulatida, Asteriidae. Bases 46 to 822 code for a protein of 258 amino acids. The record is from RefSeq and is a predicted model, not a curated record. Gene Ontology annotation, cellular component: cytoplasm.
CAAAAUGGCAGCCUCCAUGAUGCAACAUACCGAGGAAAUGUGACAAUGACUCAAAACCAUUGUAAUCUGUUUUCUGACAUGUUUAUUAAACACAGUAAACACAUUUAUCAGACAUUUUACAGAUUGCGUAUCUCAUCUACCCAUCGGAGGAGUUCGACUGUCGCUAGAAUGGCUCGAAUCGUCGAAAUUAAAGACAACCAGAAUGCUGUAUCCACAGCGGUUACCAGUCUUAAAGCCGGUAACGUUAUAGCCGUUCCGACAGACACCAUUUAUGGGGUAGCUGCACUGGCUCAGUCUACAGCAUCUGUUCAACAACUUUAUACCAUAAAGAGAAGAAAUGGACAAAAUCCUGUGGCUAUUUGUGUGGGUGAUGUUGAAGAUCUUCAGAGAUGGGGUGAAGUGACGGUCUCCACUGAAUUGCUCUCUGACCUUCUACCUGGACCAGUUACACUAGUCUUCAAGAGAAGACCUGAGCUCAAUCCAGAGUUGAAUUCCUCCACCGAGUUAGUUGGGAUUCGUAUUCCGGACUGUCCUUUUAUUCAAGAUGUUGCUCGUGCAGCUGGUUCACCGCUAGCGUUAACCAGUGCUAAUGUUAGUGCUGCUGGUAGCACAUUAUCAAUACAGGAGUUUCAAGAGCUGUGGCCACAGAUUGAUGCAGUUUUUGACGGAGGGCGCUUGGGAGACUCAAUGGAAUCUAGAUUGGGAUCAACUGUAGUUAAUCUCUCUAUACCUGGACACUUUACAAUCAUUAGACCAGGCAGUGCUCAUAAACGGACGGUUGAGAUCCUGAGUGCUAAGCAUGGCUUGCUGGAAACCAGGUAGCACAGUCCAAUUCUGAUGACAUUCUAAGAAUACUUCUGCUAUUUAUGGAUCAUGUUAUUUUUUACAACAUAAUCAAAAUAUGUUAUAUAUUUUUGUACUAUCGUUUUAAACUGGGUUUGGGUAUUAACACCAUUAACUCUUACACUUGGGAAGUUCUUGCAACUCUAGAUGGCAGCAGACUAUGUUUGCAAUUUCAUGGCCUUGCUUACUGCGGAAUUCUUAGCUUACAAUACAGCACAUAGAAUCUUGGAUUGUACAGGAGGGAGUAAGCGCAGAAUUCUAGGGAAAGCUGUGAUGAGAAAUUAUAGCCAGGUAAAUAUAUUGCUCUCAGAAAUAUGCUCAUGUUUAGAACUACAUAAACAAUAAAAAUUAACAAGGUAGUCUGCUGUCACCUAGUGUUUUCAAAGGCAUUCAUUGUUUGAAACCUUGAUUUAGAAAUAUGCGCAUAUUUAGAACUACAAAUAAAAUAUAAAUUAACAUGGUAGUCUGCUGUCACCUAGUGUUUUCAAAGGCAUUCAUUGUUUGAAACCUUGAUUUAGAAAUAUGCGCAUAUUUAGAACUACAAAUACAAUAUAAAUUAACAUGGUAGUCUGCGGUCACCUAGUGUUUUCAAAGGCAUUCAUUGUUUGAAACCUUGAUUUAGAAAUAUGCGCAAGUUUAGAACUACAUAAACAAUAAAAAUUAACAUGGUAGUCGGUCUGCUGUCGCCUAGUGUUUUCAAAGGCUUUCAUUGUUUGAAACUUUUAUUUAGAAAUAUUAACAUUUUCACUUUGAAUAGUAUAUUAGAUCUUGUGCUUUCACACAAAAGAUCUUUUUCACUAAAAGUUUACUUUGUAUACAAACAUUAUGGGACCAUAUUGCUGUUAAUGACUGUUUUUUUAUUUGGGAUUGAACAAAGAGAAAUUUACUAGAAUCACUGACCUCCGGAUCAACAUCCCAUCAAUUUUUCUUUUUCAACCCAUAUUCAUUUAAAAUUUACCUUGUCAGUUUCCAAUGUGGUUUCCAAUGUGGUUUCCACUGUUUAUUUGUGUGUACAAAACCCAUGCGAUAAAAUGGUUCAUUUGAAUUACAAGGACAAUCUUUAACACAAGCCCAGCAUAAAACAUCUAGUAAAAACUGCCAACUGCCAAAGGCUAGUGAAUACCACUUCUCAACUUGCCCUUUUGGCAACUAAAAGCUGUGAAUCCUAUGUGUUUUAUAUGCUCCUAUUUCUUCCUUUUCAGAUGUGAAUAAUAAAUGUUUAAAAUGUG